Messenger RNA from Humulus lupulus (European hop), 1149 nucleotides. RefSeq names its product putative F-box protein At1g47730. Gene Ontology annotation, molecular function: protein binding. The coding region runs from base 1 to 1149 and encodes 382 amino acids. Lineage: Eukaryota; Viridiplantae; Streptophyta; Magnoliopsida; Rosales; Cannabaceae. The record is from RefSeq and is a predicted model, not a curated record. The transcript has a single exon.
AUGAGAAAGAUUAGAUGUUUGAAUAAUGAUGUUUUCUUCGACGUGCUAUCCCUAUUGCCUGCAAAGACUUUGUUUCAAUUGAAAUGUGUUUCCAAAGGUUGGCACAACUUAAUAUCUGAUCGGUGUUUUAUCCACUCUCAGUUACAAAGGACAAAACUCUCUAUCUCAGGUUUCAUCUUCCAAGAGAAGUUCCAAUGGUACAAUGAAGAUAUCAAAAAUGUCAGCUACAUCCCUGUUGACAAAGAAGACUUUCAAUUGAAACAGAAUAUCUUUGAUUUUCUUCCUGAGGAUGUUGUAGCGUUGGCAUCAAGCGAAGGUCUCGUCUGUUGCAGGAGUUGUUUCCCUACUCAAGACCCAGCCAUCUACAUUUGCAAUCCAUUGAACAAGGAAAUGACCAAGGUGAGAUGGGCUGCACUUGGAAAAGACAGCAACAUAUCUUUGGCAUUUGAUCCAUCUCAGGAUUCUAUAGACAUUUCUACAAAAUUCAAGCUGGUGACAGUUGAGCCAUUUGAGAUUGCAGAGGAUGAAAUGUACUAUACAUUCGAAAUAUACUCCUCAAGAACAGGAGAAUGGUGGAAAUCAAGUGAGAUUUGUCAAUGCAAUGACAACAUAUUAAACAGCAAGAGUAUUUAUAUCAAAGGGAUAUCACACUGGCUGACAGAUGGUGACAAAAUUCUCACAUUUGAUUUAGAUAAAGAGCUAUCUUGGUUGAUUUCUGUACCCGUUCCUGCUUCUGAGUUCAAGAGCCUUCCUCAGGCUUGUAUUGGUGAAUGUGGAGGUCAACUUAACUAUGUUAUGAUCUCUGAAGAAGGGCUUCAUCUGUGGUGUCUCGAGGACUAUUUCGAGUCUGAAUGGACGCUUAAGCAUUGGAAAUCGCUGGACAUGAUGGAAAAAGAGUAUCCAAACUUCUUUUGCAACUUACAUGAGAGAGUGAUGCAAGAUGUGAGAGAUUAUGACAGUCCAUGGAUGAAUCCUUUGGCCUUCAUUGAAGGGCUUCUACUGAUGAGAGUUUCUAACAAGAUCUACUUGUAUCGCUUUGAGAGUGGUAAAAUGGAAGAGGUUUGUGAUGCUGCUAAGUUGGGUUUGAGUGCCAUCUUUUAUCCUACAGUGCUUCCUUAUUCCAUGAGCUUGGUUCAACUAAGUAAGUGA